Penicillium odoratum is the source of this 876-nucleotide messenger RNA. RefSeq names its product bZIP transcription factor. Gene Ontology annotation, biological process: regulation of DNA-templated transcription. The transcript has a single exon. NCBI's taxonomy places the organism in Eukaryota, Fungi, Ascomycota, Eurotiomycetes, Eurotiales, Aspergillaceae. The record is from RefSeq and is a predicted model, not a curated record. Bases 1 to 876 code for a protein of 291 amino acids. Gene Ontology annotation, molecular function: DNA-binding transcription factor activity.
AUGGAUAGCAGUAACAAGGAGAAUAAAUCACUGAGAAAGCGUGAAGCUCGCCCAGGAGCUAGGAAGGUCUCUGCUCUAUCUACGGAACAGCUUGAACGAAAACGUGCCAACGACAGAGAAGCACAGCGGUCUAUACGUCAACGAGCAAAGGAAAAUACCGAGCAGCUCCAGCAGCAUGUUGCUAUGCUGGAAGCACAGGUUGCUGGAAUGCGGCCGCGGUACGAUCGAUACGACGAGUUGAUGCAGCAUAACGCGGCUCUAGAAGAGGAAGUCCGUGUCUUGAGAGAGGAAUUGGCUGCCUUUACUGGAAGGCCGGGCUUGUACAAGGCCGAGCACGUUGGCUCUUAUCGAGGUGGCUGGCCAGUGGAUGAGGUGCCAGUGAAGACAGCCAGUGCCUCGUCAAGUAGCCCAGCUAUCCCGCUGCAAUUCGCUGGUUCGUCUCAUCAGGCAUCGGAUAUACAUCGAGCUCCCUCUACACUCUCACUCGCUGCCUCAAUGCGCUCACUUCAUGGAAAUAACUGGCAACCUUAUAGCGGUACGCGAUCACGCUCACUCGGGGAUUGUUCUGAUCAAGAAUCUUCAACUCGGAUGGAGCCCUAUGUGAUCGACGGGCGGCUACACCAAGGCUCACGUCUGGUGCCCCCUUCCCUCCCUGGCGCUCCUCAUAUCAGCCUUGGCAGUCCGACCAGCGCAUCGAGCCUGCAAAUGCCCGAUGCACCUUAUCCUCCGGUUCCGUUGCAAUCCGACCCUAAUCAGGCCGUCUGUGCUCAACUUCCUCAGUCUUACCGGCCGGGACCGUCACUUCAGAGUCCUUCAACUCAGAACACACCCAGGGAUCAAACAUUUGUAUACCACCCGUGGACUUCUGAGUCCUGA